AAAGCGCUCCCCCUAACCACCAGGAAAGACUGAAUCAUAACCGACAAGCAGGAGCCGCUGCGUGUGCGCAUCUGUGCUUUCUCCCAAAAUCUGUCCUCACACCCGUCUCCAGCUGUAGCCAGUCAGGGACGCGCAACAGGAUUUUCUCCUAUAAAGUUAGGUUGUUUUGUUUUGAUUGUCGUCAUUUUAGUUUCUCGCAUAAAGCAAAAAAAAAGACUACAAGUUACCCAAAAGAGAGUCAGUUGCGCAUUUUUUUUUUUUAGUUUGGAGAGCAGAGAGCGCGCGGCAGAUGGCUGCUCUCAUCAGCGCCUACUCGUCGUGGCCGGAGUCCUUCGAGUGUCCUCAAAGUGACGGAGACGUGCCGGACGGACAUGGCCCGCACAGGAGUCCAGGGGACAAGGCUCCGGAGCCGCGGAUCCGGCGGCCCAUGAACGCGUUCAUGGUGUGGGCCAAAGACGAGCGCAAACGGCUGGCCGUUCAAAACCCAGACCUGCACAACGCCGAGCUCAGCAAAAUGUUGGGCAAAUCAUGGAAGGCCCUAACACCCCCUCAGAAGAGGCCCUAUGUGGAGGAGGCGGAGAGGCUUCGGGUACAGCACAUGCAGGACUACCCCAACUAUAAGUACCGGCCUCGCCGGAAGAAACAGCUCAAACGCAUCUGCAAGAGAGUGGACCCCGUGUUUCUGAGUGGGCUGGCCCCUGAUCACAGCGGCCUGCCCGAGCAGCGAGCCCUCUGUCACCCCCUUGACAAAGAUGAAGUCAGCUCUAGUGGAGUUGGCGGUGGGUUUUCGGGCUCCAGCCCCGCCCUGCCCAGCGUCCGAACCUUCAGAGACCCGAGUGGCUCCAGCAGUAGCUUCGACACUUACCCCUACGGCCUGCCCACCCCUCCUGAGAUGUCGCCCUUAGAUGCCGUGGACCAAGAUCACGUACCCCCCUCUUACUACUCGACUUCCGGUAGCUCCUCUGUCUCCUGCUCUUCCUCGGCCUCAUGUCCAGAUGAGCACCACCAGAACCACACGCACAUGGGCAGCCCGCCUCCGUAUCACACUGACUACAGCCAGAGCCAAAUCCACUGCGGGGGCACACACUUAGGCCACAUCCCUCACAUGUCCCAAAGUGGAGGCGGCGGCGGCGGACUAAUCCCCGGCCCCCCUCUGUCUUAUUAUAGCUCCUCAUCUUUCCCGCAGAUUCACCACGGGCUCCACCAGGGCCACAUGGGUCAGCUGUCCCCGCCGCCCGAGAGUCAGGGACACCUGGAGACUCUAGACCAGCUCAGCCAGGCUGAGCUCCUGGGCGAGGUGGACCGCAACGAGUUCGACCAGUACCUGAACUCCAACGGGAGCGGGUUCCAUCCCGAGCAGGGCAGCAGCAUGACGGUUACGGGACACAUCCAGGUGGCGUCCGCGGCCACCGCUUCUGCCGCCGCCUGUCCAAGCAGCAGCACGGAGACCAGCCUCAUCUCCGUGCUCGCCGACGCAACGGCGGCCUACUACAACAACUACGGCAUCUCGUAGGCACCUGUCCACGAGUGGCUCACCUGAGACACUGCAAGACUUUACAGAAGAGUUCAGACAUUGGGAAGACGUUGAACUCGGGUGCUGAUAAGGGCAGGAUUUGUUGUUGUGUGCCCAGUUGUUGAUUUCCAAACCCCUUGUGAGCAUCGUCGAGCAACUUCCUCCAACUAAGAAAAGCUGAACUGAUUACUGAGCAAUAUGAUUGUCUGGAGCCAGGGAAAGAACAAAGCAAUUUGAGGAACAUGAAGAAAAGUAGAUGGACACCUCAGGGAAGCAAACACAAAAUAUUAAGGAAAUCCACCUCCAGUUGUCAUGAAAUUUCCAAACCAGUUAAGCAGUCGUUCAUUUGUAAAUGCUACCAGUUAUCGUUGGCACAGAGGCUUGUACAGACGCUCUUUAGAAGCUAAUUUAAAUCCUUUGAUGGUUUGCAUAAAUGUAAUGCUAUUAUCAAUGCUUUCCAUUCGAAUGUUUGUAUUUUAUGUUGUUGCUCUCAUUAGUUUGGGAGUCUUACCUCAGUAGAUGUAAGUAAAAAGACUUUUCGGUUGGACGUUUCUUAUGGAAUUUAAGAAAAAGGUGUAUGAUGAAAAAAGAAAGGCAUUUAUACUUCUCAAGUACUUCAUAAUAUAUAAUCAACCUUUACCACAAAAAAUAAUAAUGGUAAUUAUAACUGUAUGCUGAUUUAGGUUUAUGAAUGACAAUAAUUUAAAAUAAAGGCCAAUUUUUCUAUGAAUGCAGUUGCCAGUUGGAUCUUACGUCCACAGACAAUACACCACAGAAGAAUGAGCAUAUGUCAUUUCAUUGUUAUUAAAAGGAGACGUCGGUAAUGACCGGCAGCAGUAACGCGUCAUUGAGUUGCAACCACUUAGAAUAAUUAGAUGCCUAAAUAAAAAUGACU
This is a messenger RNA of Menidia menidia (Atlantic silverside), 2408 nucleotides long. Lineage: Eukaryota; Metazoa; Chordata; Actinopteri; Atheriniformes; Atherinopsidae. The record is from the annotation of a GenBank genome assembly.